Messenger RNA from Macrobrachium nipponense, 5979 nucleotides. It is a transcript of the gene Dnaaf5, whose product is annotated as dynein axonemal assembly factor 5-like. Gene Ontology annotation, cellular component: cytoplasm. Gene Ontology annotation, biological process: outer dynein arm assembly; cilium movement; inner dynein arm assembly. The record is from RefSeq and is a predicted model, not a curated record. Gene Ontology annotation, molecular function: dynein intermediate chain binding. Lineage: Eukaryota; Metazoa; Arthropoda; Malacostraca; Decapoda; Palaemonidae. The transcript is spliced from 10 exons. The coding region runs from base 73 to 2562 and encodes 829 amino acids.
GAAUAAAGCGAGCGGGGGGAACCGUUUCAUAGGUAAAGAGGCUCCACUACUAAUACUACUAUUUGUGCUGCCAUGGCGACGGAAGACACCACUACGGCAAUGAUGGAGGAAUUGAACGAGAUAUUUAACAAAAUGAACGACGACAACAAGGCGAAGAGGAGAAAAGCUCUCGAAAAAUAUAGCGAAGUUGUUUUCGAGAGUGAAAUAAUUAAAGAUGAGAGAAAAUUGACAGAUAUACUGACUCACUCCAUCGCCUCGCUGGUGCCCCGUCUGUCAGACCAGUCUGAAAUGAAUCGAAUUAACGCUUCCAAUAUCAUUUUAAAAUUCAUUAAUUUAAGCGUUUUCGACGAAAAACUUCUGAUCGACAUAAUACCAGUGAUUUACCACAGAUUAGGCUCUGCGGUGCCCCCAAUCGAAGAGAGCGAGGAAGUGAGAUUACUGUACAUCAAUAUCGUAGCGGAACUCGUGACUUUAUUCCAAGGGAAAUUGAUUCCUUAUAUGAACGAUGUUAUUAAUAUUUUGAAGGCCUCUGUCCUCGAUCCAAGUCCGGAAGUGCGCAAAGCAGCGACGGAAUGCACGAGCGCUUUUGCGAAGGCUACGAGGGAGAAGUUUCACAUGCAGUCCGAGUCGCUCGUCAAGCCUCUUACGAAGGGCUUAAACCAUCAGCGAUUCAAGAACAGAAUUGCUUGCAUCAAUGCUUUGGGUGAUAUAUUGCUGUUUGGUGAUGGAAAAGUGAUCAAAGAUGUUAGUGGACCAAUGGCACAGUGUGCAAUGGAUUUGCCGCAGGUUCGUCUUGUUCUAGUGACAGUUGGAGGAACUCUUGCGAAAGAAAUGCCUGAUCGUUAUUCUUAUUGGCACUACAUUCUUCCGUUAUUCUUAUUUGGACUCACAGAUGAAGAUAAUGAUGUCAGAGAGAAAGCAAUGACACUCUGGUCAGAAGUUGGAAAACAGUAUGAAAUGGAAAAUGAAGAUCAGUUGAAGGAGGAAAUGGAUUUUGGUAUGGAGACAAGUCAUUAUCCUUCAGGAGAAAGCCGUCCUGGUGUGGGAUGCCGUACUCUUGUUUAUCGGUCAAUUCACCACAUUCUUCCGGGCCUCUUGGGAGAUCUUGAUGACUGGCAGGCUGGACCUAGAUUGCAAGCUGCCAGAUUGUUAACAACCCUUGUAUUGAAUGCAGAGAAAAAAAUAACCCAGUAUGCAGAACGAAUCAUGGUAGCACUUCAUUUAGCAGCCGGUGACAAAGAAGAAAAUAUAGUUAAACAGGUUUUGUUGUGCAGUGAAUAUCUUGGUCAUUUCCUUCCCCCUGCAACAUACCUGAAGUUGGUGCUACCCCGCAUUUGUGCCGCUGAGAAGGGUGAACGGCCGUUAAAGAUAUUAGCUGCUUUAUUGCGAGGUUCCCCAGAUGACCUUGUUGACGUUGAAGUGACGACUAUUUGUCAGACCAUAAGUUCUGAUGAUGUGGCUCAUGUUUAUGACUCGGAUCAUCAAGAGGCCUUGGUAGACCUUAUCACAGUUAUUAUACAAAAAUGUGAUGUGCAGGAAAACAGUUAUGGCCUUUUUUGCACAUUGUUGUUUAUUGCAUCUUCAUCAGAGUAUCCUGAUAUUGUCAAAAAUGCUCAGGAACAGUUAGCAGCUUUAGCACUGAAGUGUAACAUGAAUUGUGUGGAAAACUUAUAUCAGCAACAACUUAAGGCUGUGUUGAUAUAUUUUCAAUCAUCAGCUGAGUCUUGGUUAGAACACACUCCUUGUUUUCAAAUGUUCAUAGGGUUAUUAGAGUUUGGAGACAUGGCAUUGGGCAGUGAAGUAGAGCUCCUUAUAAAAGUUUUAUGCACAUGUGUCCCAACAAAACAGGAUGCUUUAGUUAGCCUAAGAUGUUUAACAAAGAUGCAGCAACUGUUAGUGAGAGAAGAUUGUCCACUUCAGUCUCAAAAUCAGUUGGGAAAACACCUUCCAAAGUUUGUGUUGGAGUGUAUUGCGGUGUUCUUACCUUGGCAUGCUGGCAUGACUGCAGCAUCCUUACGUACAGCGGCUGUUGCGUGUUUUGUUGCAGUGUGUAAAGUGAGAGGCAUUGAAGAACAACUGAAUAAUGAGGUCAAGCAUUGUCUUACUUUGAUGCCAGCUCUAAUAGAAGAUGAAGCUGAAGAUACACGUCGUUUAGCCUGCGAAGCAGUCUCCUUCAUCAAGUCUUAUUAUCCACACUUGAUUGAUUCAGAUGUUCUACACCAAUUGGCAGACAAAUUGGUUGGAAGAUUGGAUGAUAUUCAAGCUAUUGUCCGACUAAGAGCUGCCAAUGUUCUCACCUUGCUAUUUCAAACUUUACCCGAGAAUUAUGAUGCCACUUUGCAGUCAGCCCGACUACAAGACUUGUAUGAAAGAAGCAUGAUAUUCCUAGAUGAUCCCGACAUCAAACUGCAAGAAGCUGUGUUGGGGGUCUUGUAUGAAAUGGGUAGAGUUUCACCACCAUUGCUGAUGGGAAUGUUGGAGAAUGAUUGCCACAAGUAUCGCAAUAAACAACACUGUCUAAAGCUGAUAGAAGACAUGAAAGUAUUAACACUCCAAGGAUAAGAUUGUCUCGUGACAAGUUUGUUUCAUACUUUUUUUAAUACAUGGAAAGUAAGUUUGAGCCUGCAAAAUAGUUGCAGCAACAUAAGUGAAGCUGGUGCCUUAGGUUUAAUACAAUUGUAUUUUUUAAUUCUUCUCUACAUUGUAUUUUUUCAUUCUUCAAUCAUUUUUAUAUCUUUUUCUUAAAUUGUAUCCAUUCACACUUAACUUCUUUUUUUUUUGUUUUUUACUUUGCCAAGAAUCCCAUUCUUGGCAAUCUUUGCCAUCUUUAUUGUUCAUUUUUAUUCAUUCUGUUGAAGUAAAUUAACGAUCACUUGUGGUGAGGAAGCGUGUAUAAUUCUAAUUUUUAUGUUGCUACAGGUAAAACUUUUUACAGUACUAAAUGAAAUUACAUGAACUUUUCAAUUAAGGUUAAGAACUUUGUGCAAAGCUGUUAGAAGAAACAAAUUCAAGAUAAAAACGUGAUAGCUUGCUUGUUAUUAUUGACUAGCAUUAAGAGGUAGUUCAACAAACUUGGCGUCAAAACUCUCAAAAGUCAUGGGUCUGGCCUAAAUCAUUGUUAAUUACAUAAAAGGAUAAUUAAAACACUAUUGCAUAUUAAUGUAUAUUUAAUUCCUAUGAUACAUAAUGUUAUAUGGAUCAAAAAAUCUUCGAAAACAAUAAAUAAUGGCAUGUCUAAUUAAAAUAAAGAUGUAGAAGAUUUCAUUUUAUAAACAAUAUAUACAACCAGCAAAAUGUGUGAAAUUAAUUCAGAAUUGUCAAACAUUUAUUACAUUUUUGUCAAAUACGUUGUGAAAUUUCAGUGGGACAUUAGAAUAAGGCAGUUAAGAUGAAUUUUCAUUUACAUUGUAUGUCUUAAAAUGAUGUGCCUCAAUAAAAUCAAACUUUUGUUUUUUUUCAGUGUUAAAGUUGCAAAGACCUUUGGUCAGCUCCAUUAACUUGUUAAUUGUUUAUAAGGCACAAGAUUUUCAUUUAGUAUUGAUGUACUGUAAACACUGGUACUGUAUAUUAAAUAUGGUAUCCUGGGCCUUAUUAGAAUUAAAUCCACAAUCUCUUCACUAAUAUAACUGUAGUUUUCAAUUUAUCACUACAGUAGAAGUUUUUUUUUAAAUUGUGUUCCUUUGGUAAGUUUUAAAUCUUGACACUGUAAACACAAAGUUAUUUAGUAUAAAAAAGUGAAAAUUGGACACUGGUGCAGGAUUCUGUGAAAAAAUAAUUUCAAAGCCGUGAGAAAUUAUCAAUUCUUGUUAAAUGCUACUCAUGGAAAUUGUGAAUGAAGUUAUGGCAUUCAGUCAAUCAAAGCGCUUGCGUAAUGUUUAUCACGCGAGGUAAGAAAUAUACUCUGUAAAUAGAUUUACAUGUUCUGUACAAUAGUUAAAAAAAAUGGGAAAUAAAUUUGUGCUUGACCUAUGACAUAGCAGUAUAAAGGUUUCAUCAGCAUAUCUAAAUGGCAGGCGCUUGGCAACUUUUAGGAUAAGCUGACAGUAGUGCAACUAUCACAGCCCUAACCCUUCAGAAUCCAUACUUGAGAAAAUGUUCUCAAUGUAAUACUUGUACAUUUCACUUAACUUUUCAUUCAAACUUCUUACAUCAUCUUUACUUCAACAAUGGCUUGUAAUGGUAAAGUACAAUUCAAUCUAGUAAUUUUUUUUUUCUCUUAGGCAAGAUAGCAUAUGUUGUCCACUUACAAAUGCAUUCAAUAUCACUCAAUUACAUUUCUAGAAAUACUUUUCAGCAUCUUAACAUCAAUGCAUGAAGCAAAUUUGGUAAAUGCAGUUCAUAUUUUGCAUUAUGCACAUGGCUUUUUUUUUUGUUUUUACAAAUUUGCAGGUAAAAGCAUUGAUAUGAUAAACAUUUAAUAAGAGAAAUUACUGUUAUUUACAAUUCUCAUUAUGCCAAUUUCAUUGAAUACAAAACCACACUUUCACACUACACUACAUCAUAAUUAAUGGGUAACACUUUUCAUAACACUAUGAAAUGGUUUACAUUGGUAUUACAGUGUCUACAUACAGUAUAAAUACAUUUUCACUCUACUGAUAUGUACAUUUCAUACAUCUCGUGUCCAGUCGUCUUCAAGCUUUGAGGAAAACAUUCAAUAUGGCAUUUUUUCCCCUCACAAUGAACAGGACUGGAUUUAUUGUUCAAGAUAGAUCCUGUAAUGGGUGUUUUAACAUACGGCAGCACUUUCACCAUACUGCUAGGUAGUAUUUCCCAACACUAAGAACAGGUCACACAAAUUUUGUUAGUAAUUUAAUAUUAAUCACAGAUUAAGUGAGAUUAACAAGCAUAUAUAUCUAUGCCCUUUGCUGUACUACCCAAGUCAAAAUCCUUCAUGAGUAAUUCAAGAUAUUUUUGAAAAGAGGCAGUAUAAAAUCAAAAUCAUUUUUAAGACAUGCUAAUGAGAUGUCCCAACCUUGUUAAUCAGGUCAUCACAGAGCUGUGUCAAUUCCUGGUUCUCACGGGUUUUACGGUCGUUAGAAUCCUGAAGCGACAUGAUCUUCAUUUCUGCCUUUUUCAGGAGGGCCGCCAUUUUCGUCAUCUCCUGGUCGUUUGCUCGUCUCAUUGCUUCAAAUUCUUCAUUUGCUCUGGAAAUAUAAAAACUGAUAAGUUUGAUUUUUAAACUAAAAGCUACAAAAAUACUAAAUCUGGUUUUUCCUUAGGAACUUGAAUAGUAUAAAAUUUAGGCCAAAGGCCAAACGCUGGGGCCUAUGAGGUCAUUCAGCCCUGAAAGGAAAAUCAAGAGUAAAGGGGGUUUUCAAGGUGUAACGGAAAAAAAUCUCGCAGUUGAACUAUGAAAUAAUUGUUAGGAGACGGUGGAAAGUUAGAUGGAAGAGAAUAUGAACAGAAGUACUGUAAAAGGAAUGAAAGAUAUUGCAGCUAGGGAUCAAAGGGUUGCUGCAAAGAGAACCUAAGUAAUGCCUGCAAUGCACCUCAUGGGCUACCCUAUAUGGGGGUUUUUCAUAAUAAAGCCUAUACAUUUAAAAUGCCAUAAACCAUGAACACAAACUGGACCCUAAAAAGUAACAUAGGAAGCAAAUUUUUCACUGAAUAAUCCAAUUAAUACAAAGACAAGAUUUUCACUAUUCAUGUUAAGCUUUAGCCCAAUUCUAAAAAAAACAAUUUUGUGAGAAGUUUAGAUAACAGAAAAUUACUAUAUAUGCAGGUUACUAGUAAAACUAAGAUCUUCAAUACUAAUACUUACAGCUGAAUCUUCUCUUCAGCAUGUUUCUGGAACUCGAUAAAUUUUUGUUCCUGCUUUUGUAGCUUAUUUUCAUAAUCAGUUACAGCACCUCUUAAAGUUUCUUCAUUUCUUCGUAGAGUGUCUACAACCUGUUUUGUUCUUUCAUAUUUCCUGUAAUGAAUAAAGAAUUCUCUAAAGACAUGUAAAUAAAUACCUAAUAAGUUAGGCUUAAAAAAAAA